AUGAAAAACGCAUCAAUCAUUGAACAAUGGUUAAGAUUGAAAAGAAAAAUAAACGCGAAUUGUGCAAUAAUUCAAGAUCACUUACUCACCAAUAACUUUAGCACGGUAACCAGCAAGUUAAGUAAAAAUCGAGCUAAACUGCCUCAUUGGUCUAGUGGUCAGGUGUCGGAAUUAAAUGCAAGUGUACUCUUGCAGGUCCCAGGUUCGAGUCCUGGCAUGGACAAAAAAUUAUAA
Molecule: messenger RNA, 234 nt
Organism: Clunio marinus
Lineage: Eukaryota; Metazoa; Arthropoda; Insecta; Diptera; Chironomidae
Source: the annotation of a GenBank genome assembly